AUGGCUUUUAUUGAGAAAGAAUGGAAUGGAAUUAAAGUUGGUGAUAUUGUUCGUGUUGAAGGUGGAGAUUUUUUGCCUGCUGAUUUGGUGCUAUUGAGUAGCUCAGAACCAGAAGGUUUAUGUUACAUUGAAACAAGUAAUUUGGAUGGUGAAACAAAUCUAAAAAUUAAGCAGGCAACAACUGAAACUGCAAUUCUUGUUACACCGCAACAAAUAAGUCAAUUAAAUGGUUACAUUAAAUCUGAAAGUCCAAAUAACAGUUUAUAUACAUAUGAUGGUAUAUUAAUCAUGAACGGACCAAAUGGAAGUAAACAAGGUGCACAAUUAAAAAACACGCCUUGGAUUUAUGGUGUUGUUAUUUUUACUGGCCAUGAAACUAAAUUGAUGAGAAAUGCUAGUGCUACCCCAAUUAAAAGAACCAGUGUUGAAAAAAUGGUUAACAUUCAAAUUAUCUUUUUAUUUGGAAUUUUAUUAACAAUGAGUUUAGCAUGUUCAAUAGGAAGUGCUGCAAGGACAGUAAUUGUAAAAUUUCAACAAGCGGCCUUAAUUAAUUCUGAUUUAGAUAUGUACUAUGAAAAGACAGACACACCUGCUUUAUGUAGAACUAGUAGUUUGGUAGAAGAAUUGGGCCAG
Molecule: messenger RNA, 633 nt
Organism: Entrophospora sp. SA101
Lineage: Eukaryota; Fungi; Glomeromycota; Glomeromycetes; Entrophosporales; Entrophosporaceae
Source: the annotation of a GenBank genome assembly